This is a messenger RNA of Salpingoeca rosetta, 1251 nucleotides long. RefSeq lists its product as uncharacterized. Gene Ontology annotation, molecular function: protein binding. The coding region runs from base 1 to 1251 and encodes 416 amino acids. The record is from RefSeq and is a predicted model, not a curated record. Lineage: Eukaryota; Choanoflagellata; Craspedida; Salpingoecidae. The transcript has 2 exons.
AUGCUGUCAUACAUCAAGGCAGAUGGCUCACUUUCAGUGGAGCGACAAUUCGAGCAUGAAAUCUCGGCUAUUCGUGUUGUGGCAGGCGGCGCGCUGCUGGCCCUCGCUCGCGGCAUGUUCGGCAUCACCGUUGUCAGGGCUGACACGCUGGAGGCUGUGCAUCGAAUUCAAGCGCCUGCUAACCGAAUCAUGGCAGCGACACCUUCUGGCCACCUCCUCGCUUGCUCCGACUUGCAGCAGCCGUUUGUGGCCGUUUACAGCUUGGAGCAGGUCGAUGUGCAUGCCAAGGCCUUGACUGAUCGAGAGUAUCAACAACAGUCACUGAUUUCCGAGCCACAUGUGGCAAUGCUGGCUGCAGAUGGCGCAAGCGGGGCGGGUGAGACUUUACCUGCAUUUGCUGUUGGACGCGACGACCUUGGCUUUUACGACGCAGCGACGAUGGCGCUUGUACACACUGUUGCGCUCAAGGAGCACCGGGCGAGUGCCCUGAACGUCAAAGCCGUCAGUUCCGACGGGCGGUUCAUCAUUGUUUGGUCCAUGGCGCAGCCAUUUAUCGUUCUCGACGCUGUGCAACGCAAGAUGUACAAGGACGUCAUCACAUUCCGCGAGAUUAAGAAUACUGUGUUUGCCACGGGGUCUGAUGACAAGACUGCAUGCCUGUGGGAGCUGAAGGUCGACUCUGAAGGUGUCCUCACAGCGUGCGAGAUGCUGAGAGCGUUUGGCGGGCACAAGGAGGCCGUGACGGCCGUGCAGCUGUGCACAACGACCAGCGAUAAUGGUGGCGAUGAUGCCGUUGUUCUUGCCACUUGUGACGGCAACACAAUUGUCAAGUUGUGGAGAUUGCAGCAAGAAGAGCACCCUUACGCGAGUAUCAAGGUGCACAGCGGAUAUGCAUCUUCUGUGUCGCUUGUGUGGUUGCCAAAGCAGCAGUUGCUGGCGUCUUGUGCGCAAGAACAGCAUCUCCUGUUGUGGAACCUGGCCGGUGAGCUUGUGCGAGCAACCAACCUCAAGCCUGCGUGGGCAUUUCUGCAUCCGAGCUUGAAGUAUGUUGUCGCUGAAGCUUAUGGUGGCUUGCAGUUUCUCCACGCAGGCACGCUUGCACCUGUGUUUCGCGCAUACGGGCAUGACUUUGGUCUGGAAAUCAAUACGCGGAACAAACGUGUGCGAAUGACGCCCGACGGGCGCUUCUUUGUUUCUUGGGCCAUGGACGAUGCCAUCCUCGUGCAUGACUUCUCGCAUCUGACGUUGUGA